This is a messenger RNA of Amoebophrya sp. A120, 3857 nucleotides long. Lineage: Eukaryota; Dinophyceae; Syndiniales; Amoebophryaceae. The record is from the annotation of a GenBank genome assembly.
GCUCAAGGCCCGUAGCGAUAAUUAUUGUGUGCGAAUUGGAAAGAAAAAGGAAACAAGGAAAAAAGAAACAAAGGAGAUUUAUUUUGGGAUUGAAGUGUGUUCUAUUUUGUGUAAUUACGAUUACUACAACCUACACCAUGACCAUUGUAGUCAAAACACCACAUCAGGAGGUAUACUUCGUAGCGUGUUGUUCUUUCCGCAUAAGCGCAUGAAAUUUUAGAUCUGGAAAACAAAAACUUUUGGCCAAAGAAAAGAAAGAUCUUGCAUCACCAACGAUCGAAAUGUUUGAAAUUGGGAUCAGAGUACCACUGCGGUACUAACUUAGGUGUACCUGUUGCUGGCACGUGUUGUUUGACGCUGCUCAAGACGAUUCGACUGACAUCCUGUACUAGAUCUGUCAAGACGCAACAGCAUUUGCUUUCUCAUCCACAAUAGACAGGACAAAAUUGUGAAGCUGUCUUCUGAAAAACGAAUCCUAAUUUUAUUCCACUGGGAAAAUAAUAAAGAAUUCCCUCCUGUUAUACUGCAUAAUUGUGAAACCACUUUCAUUGUUAGUGAGCCUCCAUUGUGGCUCUUCUCGACGAUAUUUUUGGUUCGGGUACAUUGGUAUUGACUAAAAAUUUUAAUUUUCAAGAAAUAGGGGCAACAAACAUGGCGCAGGUAAACCCCGCGGCGUCUAUGUACGAGAUCCCGCACGACCAGAAGCUCCCAGUAACGGUGAUCACGGGGUUUCUUGGUGCGGGAAAAACCACUCUGCUGAACCACAUCCUGACGACAAACCAUGGCAUGAAAUUCGCGGUUAUCGAGAACGAAUUUGGGGAGAUCGGUAUGUUGGAGAAUUUUUCUGUACUUGUGUUGCGUUUUCUUGCAUGAUGUAUGAACCUCCAACUCGCUUGUGCUACCCGUUCUUCUUCUGCUGUCAAUCGCAGCGCGACCACUUCCACCUUUCGUUGGUUGCUGACAUCAAUCAACGUGAAUGACAAUGAAAUUAAUAGGACUAAGGCCUUACUUGACAUGAACUACAGGCAUCGACACCGACCUUGUCCAGAAGAAAGAGUCACUCGCAGAAGAGGUGAUCUCCAUGGACAAUGGAUGCUUGUGCUGCACCGUAAGAGAAGACUUGGUCAAGGGGAUCAGAAGAAUUCUCAGCCUGGGAAAGGAGCUCGAUGGUAUUUUCAUUGUGUGAUUCGGUUUCGGGUAGAUGCUUUUGAUUUUGCAUGUCGAAUGACAAUGAGUGCUGUUUCGUUUGUUGUUUUUCACUUGUUCACUUAAAAAUUCUCGGACACGCCGACGUACAGCUUCUCACUUUUUUGAAAACAGGUAUCAUAAUCGAGACUACGGGCAUGGCGGACCCGGGCCCUGUUGUGCAGACGUUUUACCAAAACCCCGACUUGGCCAGGAGAUGUAAAGUCGACGGCAUUAUCACGGUCGUGGACUCCAAGCACGUAAAGCAGCACCUUUUCAACACCGACAUAUCAGAGGGCGCGGUAAAUGAGGCGAUGCAGCAAGUGGCCUUCGCCGACAGAAUUCUGCUGAACAAGAUCGAUUUGGUAGAAAAGAACGAGCUCACCCAGCUGAAACACGACUUGAAAACGAUCAACAAGGUAUAACUACAAGCCUACUAAGUAGGUUGAACUGGAGUUUCAGUUUCAGCGCUGUUUCCGCAUGACAAAGAACGCGUACUUAUAUAUAAAAAUCCCUUCACUCAUCGUGUUGCUGCAUUAGAAGGCAAGCCUCCGCAACUUGCAGAAGAGGUAUAAGCAUACUAUGUAGCAACAUGCAACCCACCAGCAUCAGAAAUUCUCCCAUCCCAACAGCUCGCCGACACUAUUGAGUGCCAGAACAGCAAGGUGGACCCCAAGAUGCUGAUCGGCAUCGACAAAUUUAACCUCGAGAAGGCCCUGGAAUUCGACCCAGAUUUUCUCAAGGGCGCCGAAGGGCACGAGGACUGCGACCACGAGAACGGCGUGUGCGAUCACGAGGACCACGGGCAUGGGCACGGCGGCGAGUCCCAUGGGCACGGCCACGGGGCAGAGUCCCACGGGCACGGACACGAGUCGCACGGGCACGGGCAUGAAAGUAGCAGCCACGGCCACGGGCAUGGUGAGAGCCAUGGGCACGGACACGGCGAGGAAAAAUUCAAGCCAACAACGAGACACGACUUGGCGGUCAGCAGUGUAGGGAUAAAACUCAAGCCCGGGGAGGACAUGGACCUCAACAAGUUGAGACGUACAGAUUUUUUGUGAGAAGUUUUUGCUUUCUUCUUGCAGGUUGUGUAUGCUGUGCUGAGCUCGCGGUGGCGUAUGUUGCUUAUCGUGGUGCAAGAGCAGUUGUAAUUUUGACUACACCGUGGUGGAGUAAGUAUCUCCAGAGAAAGUUUUUCUUGCCGAAGAUUAGAAUCGCAUGUCAUGGUCAUCGAAAAACAAAACAGAAUGGAUCGGCGAGCUGGUCCAGACCAAGGGCGAAGAGCUUUACAGAUAUAAGGGCAUCCUAUCCGUGAAGGGCUUUGACCAAAAGUUUGUAUUCCAGGGCGUCCACAUGCUCUUUGACGGCGACUUCCAGGGCGAGUGGGCAGAAGACAACGAGAGCCGUACUUGAUUAUAGAAGAUUUACAGCGUUUUUGUCAGAGUGCAUUUUAUGCUACUGAUUCAUCAGAUGAGUUGUACAGUGAUGGUGUCGAUUGCUGGCAUGUUUUUUAGCGUCCAUAGUACUCCCACGAUCAUGGUCGAAACGAAAAUUACAACAGGCGUCUCCAAGUUUGUCUUCAUUGGCAAAAACCUGAAGCGCGAGGAGCUCGAGGCUGGCUUCCGCAAGUGCGUGUGCGCUCCGCUCCGAUUCAAAGUCGGGCAGCGGGUCCAGGCCAAAGUCCGCGACGGGUGGAAGGAGGGGGAAAUUAUCCGAACCUGGGACAACGGGAAACCCUACAGGAUUCGAAUUGUCGAUAGCGGAGUCGAGGUGUAUGGGCCGUUGGAUGACGACAGGGUGGUCAGACCCUUGGACUACGUCCCGCCGACCACCGCUUGACUAUGAAAUUCCGAAGCGACUUCUAAAAUGAACGACGAUCAAGCCUGCGCGGCCCUAGUAGGAAGUUCUGAUGACGUGUAACAUAGGAUUUGAAGGUGAUAGUGAUAUUGUUCUAGUACUACAACAACUCGCGCAUUAAUGUAUGGCGGCCUCGAGGAACAGUUACAGGAGCAUACGGCUGGAUAGGAGACUACAUCAAAGUUGUAUCUCUUGACAACAUACGAUGGUAUGAGAUUCAGCGAUACUACUUGCAAGCUACGCCUUAAAUUGCCUCGCAAACGUGGUUUAAGGAUCUGUUUUUCCAGGAAAUUUGAGAUUGCUUUAUUUGCGUGCAGGAAAUUAUUUGCGUGGGCGUGGGCCCGACGAGUAGCACUCCCCACAGGAGAUGAGCAGGCUUGGAAUGGUUCAGAAUUGAAACGAAUGGCUGCUACGUAGAUGACCAAGACUCGAGGUUGUAAUUUCACUGUACUGACUAUCAUGAAAGAAUCGAAGAGAAAGACUUACGAACUUCUGUGUGAAUGAAUACUUGCCAACAUAUGAUUACGCCCUUGCUCAUGAUCUCCCCGACAAGGAGAUGAAAAGUAUACAACACUUUCAACAUCCGUGUGGCUAUGCGAAAUAGCGUGUACGGGAAAGCAGUUGAUUCCUUUCGAGAAGACGAAGACGAAGAUGAAAACCAGUACGCAGAAUGAACGAAAUUGACAAAUUAUCACGUCGGCCCUGGCACGUCGAAGACGACCUCCUCGCGCAAAAUAAGAAAACCACGAUACCUUCCGAAUCUCGAGGAUGGACCUUCGUGCAACGAGCCCUACCUCCUCCAGGAUUGCUGUGCA